Messenger RNA from Ctenocephalides felis (cat flea), 655 nucleotides. RefSeq lists its product as uncharacterized. Lineage: Eukaryota; Metazoa; Arthropoda; Insecta; Siphonaptera; Pulicidae. The record is from RefSeq and is a predicted model, not a curated record. Bases 191 to 655 code for a protein of 154 amino acids. The transcript is spliced from 3 exons.
CCGGGAACCACGAAGUUGGUUAGCAAAUCCUGAUAUUGAGAAAAGUUCUGAUUCUUUUUCCAGCAGUAGUUGGAAAGAGUACGGAACAUUUGGUAGAAAUUAUGAAACAAGUUCAAUAUCAGACCACUCAAAAAUUGAUACUGCUCUGACCACCGAUUACGAUUAUUCUAGUGAAAACCAUAACACUAAUAUGCAAAGUAGUACAACUUCCUUGAAUUCUCUAGAAACUCAUGGUAAAACGGAAAGUAAAUCUGAUAGCAAACUUUUAGAUUUUUGGAAAGAUUGUGGAUUUUCCUCACGGACAUUUACUGAUUUUACAAAAGUUCAUGAUUCUUUAGAAAACCCUAGAGAUAAUAUUGGUCCUUGCUAUAUGGGAAUCUGUCUUCCCAUAAAUAUAAAUGAUAUGUUUCCAUCUGAAGGAACUGAAAAGAAUAAUGAAUCUAUAAAUCAAGAUAUAGAUAAAUCAAGUGGCUGGUUGUCUGAGAAAAAUUAUAAUAUUCAAUUUGAUAUGAGUAAUUUUGAUAAUGAAACAUCAUUUAAGCAUGAUAAACAAAACUGUUUGCUGUGUUGUAGAUCAGGAAAAGUUCAAUUCAAACCAAAUGUUUUGCCUAAAUUAUUGAUUGUGAUGAGAGCAUUUCUCAAAGCUUUAGCAUGA